Cavenderia fasciculata is the source of this 483-nucleotide messenger RNA. RefSeq lists its product as uncharacterized. Bases 1 to 483 code for a protein of 160 amino acids. The transcript has a single exon. The record is from RefSeq and is a predicted model, not a curated record. NCBI's taxonomy places the organism in Eukaryota, Evosea, Eumycetozoa, Acytosteliales, Cavenderiaceae.
AUGGCAGCAAGUAAAGGCAACAUAGAGAUGUUUAAAAUAUUGGCUGAUCAUACAAUUCCUAUCAAACCAAUAUAUGAUACAUAUGAAUGUAUUACAGCUGCAAUUCAAGGAAUGCAUCCAGACAUGGCAGUGUAUUUAUUGGAAAUGAAUAAUUACAAAUUCAAUGUCAACAGGUAUCACAGAUACAAAUCAAUCAUACCAUUCUCGAUAAAUGGUAGUUUAUCUAAACACAGCCAAUCCGAUUUAAUCAAACUUGCAAGAUUAUUCGUUGAUAUUGUCAACAAUAACAAGAAUGAUGGAAUCACCAUGGACAAACUUUUUAAAAAUUAUUUCAUUAAUCUCCUCAUGUCAUCUCAAGAUAUAGAGUCGAUCAAAUACGCUAAUGGACACUUUACUCGAUUGAAGAUGUAUUAUCAGUAUUAUGAUGAAGAAGCGAAUCAUUUCGGUCGACUUGCUCAACUAUCAACCAAACAAUCACGUUGA